This is a messenger RNA of Erpetoichthys calabaricus (reedfish), 9680 nucleotides long. It is a transcript of the gene setx, whose product is annotated as senataxin. Gene Ontology annotation, molecular function: transcription termination site sequence-specific DNA binding; helicase activity. Lineage: Eukaryota; Metazoa; Chordata; Cladistia; Polypteriformes; Polypteridae. Gene Ontology annotation, cellular component: nuclear body. The record is from RefSeq and is a predicted model, not a curated record. Gene Ontology annotation, biological process: termination of RNA polymerase II transcription. The transcript is spliced from 25 exons. The coding region runs from base 578 to 7966 and encodes 2462 amino acids.
GGACUGCAUUGCGCGACCCUCCAUAGUUUCUUGGCACUGCAGUCAUUUGCUUUGCCCACCUGCACAUCCUUUCCACGCCCUCACCAAGCCAUCAUUCGCCGGGGGUCUCUCGUUAACAGGAAAGGCUGGCACGGAAACGCUCGCCUUCCUCCCCUUAUCUCAUUGGUAGUUGCGAGCCGCGGGGAAUCAAAUAAAGUCGUCCUAGCUGUGCGGUUUCUCAGUCCCCGCCCCCUAAUUUCUUGUCCCAAUGCAAUACCGGUGCGAUGAAUGGGCGGGGAAACCUGUUGCCGUCGAUUGAUUGGCCCAGUGCGAGUGACGCUCAAAAGGUUACUAUCAGCACGAGGCGCAGAUAAGCAGACGAGGGCGGUCCGCUUAGGCGUGCAGUUCACGUCAUUCCUUUUCCGGAGAAGGGAACGAGACAUACACAUAUACAGUACAGUACUGUAGUGAAGUGGAGGAGAUCCAGGAGGAGUAGAAAAUCCCGGGGGGAAGGAAAACAGUUACUAAUGGUGCGACAGCUGUAUGAGUGUGCCAGCCGGGCAGGAGUACUGGAGUAACAAGUAACAGAAGGAGGAAAAUGAGCACAUGUCGCUGGUGUACCCCUGGUGGCCAGGAGGCCACUUGUUUUUUGAAGAGGUACGCUUCUGGAACUCUCUCUACAGAGGAAAAGGAAGCCGCCAAUGAAGAUCUUAGCUUCUGUUUUGAGUGUGUUGUGGAGUAUCACAGAGCCAGAGAUCAACUGCCAUCAUUCCACAAGAUUCUGUGGAAACUGGAAACCUUUCGCUUGAUCAGUCAUUUGGAAAAAGCCAUGAAAGGGGAGCCAAACCAGGAUGAUCUGUAUAUAGUGGAAGACCAUCAAGAAAUCCAAAUUUCUAAUGUUACGGGUUCUGAUUUAGAAAAUAACCUUCGGAUUCCCUUACUUGAAAUAAUGAAAUAUCCUUAUCUACUGUUACAUCUGCAGAUAGGUGAUCUGUGUGUUGAAGCCUUCCAUAAAAUAGAAAGUGAUCACUCCUUCCAGGUUUUUGAAAAGCAUGCAGCGAUUUACCUUCUGCUUGUUCAUCCUGAUGAAAUCAUUCGGAAAUGGGCAAUUCGUACUGCAAGAUCCUUGGGAAAGGUGGAUCGUGAUGAUUUCUAUGACCUCCAGGAUGUGGUUAGCUGUAUGUUUAAGGUCAUUGAGCUGGAUCUGUUUGUGAACUCUGAUAUAUACAACUCUGAAGGAAUGGAAGAGGGCAAGCUGAUUCUGCUUCCACCUCACCUCUAUGAGGCCAACAACUAUAAAAACUACUGGUUAGGUAUCUGCAUGCUGUUGACAGUCCUGGAUGCACAGGCUAUGGAUACUUUGUUAUUGGGACCUGACAGACAAAGUAACCUCAUGCAGUCAAUCCUUAACACCAUGGAGAAGAGGCCAGAAGAUGAUGAUCAGGAUCCCUUCUGGCCUGCAUUACAGUGUUUUAUGGUAAUUCUGGAUCGGCUUGGCUCAAAGGUGUGGGCCAUGCUGAUUGACCCAAAUGCUACUUUUCAGACCAUAAUUAGAAGUCCUAGUUACAACAAAGAGGUUGAACAUCUUCGCAGAAAUACCUCCGGACCUAGAGUUAAAGUUGAGCCCGAGGCUGAUGAUGACAUGGUGACCUGCAGUCAAAUUGUGUACGACUGUAACACAAAUAAGCAAAGCAAGGAUGCAGCCAACAGACACCCCAUGGGAAUUGAGAACUGCAUAGUCAUGUAUGAAGAAAUGCAGUCUCUUGUCAAUGUGCUCCAGUCCGAUAUCGGUCAGGACAUUCGUAUUCAUGACAGCACCUUCUUGUGGUUUUUCCCGUUUGUCCGGUCCGUCAUGGAUCUGAACUCACUGAGUGUGGUCUACGUUGGAGAGAUCAUUCACCACCUGCACACAGAAAUCAAAGACCUCUUAAAUGGUCGGCUUCAGCAUUGUGAUAAAGUCACAGAAUUUUUUGUCCUCAUUUUAGUUUUUGUUGUUGAACUCCACCGGAGUAAAAACUGCAUGAAUCUGCUGUGGUACACCUCUCACUGCUGGAUUGAAGUGCUUGUGAAAUGUGCCACCGUUUGUAGCCCUGCCUUUAGCCAACCCACGGACAGCUCUUCACGAGUGUCUUCGACCACAUCUGUGCACCCUCAGGUGAUUGGGGUGGUCCCUCAGGCUUGCAUUCAAUUAAUACGCAGCCUUUUAAGAGAUGGGUGCCAGCUGUAUCCGGAACUUUCUUGCAAGCAGUAUUUAGACAUGUUGAACCGACAGAUGCGCAAAGGCUUCAAUCAAGGAUGGAAUCUCAGUUCUGCUCAAUUGCAAGACCUACAGAGCUGUUUAAUGUCGCUUGUUAAAAACAUGCGAAAUCUUGUGCCUUCAGUGAAGAACGUAUCGCCUCCUGAAGAACCCACUCUGAACUCGAAGCAUGAAAACGCCAGAAGGGAAUCUGAACAAAGACACUUUGAAUGCCGAGAUGAGCAGCACGGUACUCCAUCGGACCAACAAUGUGGUGUUCAUCUUAAAAAAGAACCUCCUUGGGAUGAAGGGUUUUGUGUGCGUUCUUGUCACGAGCAGACAAGGCCUGCAAAGCAGAAUGAGAAGAGCUGCGGCUUGGCAGGAAAAGCUUUCAAUAAAGAUGAGGAAUCUGUGUCCGACUCACACACUUCUGUCCAGGACAGAUUGCACUACUUAAAAUCCAAACUGAAUUCCGCUGACCUGUUGUCUAAACUUUCGAAGGUAAUAUCCCCUUCUCAAAUCAAAAAGGAAAGAGUCGAAGAUUGUUCCGUUAGUGAGAAACGUGCCUCGAGCCACGACAACACCAAAGAACAGAAGGAGAAAAGCCUUGUGGGUGAGACAUCGGCUGUGCCCCGAAGUAUAAAGCAAGAACCCAAAUGGCCAACUAGCAGGCAGCAACCCUUCGGUGAUGACGGUGAAAGGAGAAGUAGCAGCGAUGAUGAUGUUCCACUGACAGUGUUAAAAUCCAGUUUAAGGAAAAAAGCUGCUGUUGCGACGGACGUUCAGGACACUUUGACUCCUUCACAGGUCGAUAAAGAUCUCGGCUUCCUCUCUUUAGCUGCACUGACGAAAAGUUUUAACUUUCCAGACACCUCAAGCCAGGAGUCCUCCAUGCAGUGUCCAAACAGAGUUGAGAGAAAAGUGAAACGAAUGAAAAAGAAAUUGGAGGCUGACAAUAUUGCAGUGGUGGAGGUAAGCACUGUCAAAGAUCCUGUGAUUGUAAUAUCUGAUUCCUCCGAUGAAGAUGCCUGCCUGUCUGAAAAUGAACCCGAAGCAAACCGAGAGGAGGUGUCGGAGCCUUCCCAUGGCCGAGCUGCCGAGAAAACUAGUGAAGAAAAUCUUGGCCUAAAUUCUCCAGUCUCUCUUGAGUGCGAUUCACAGUGUUUUGAACAUGAGACUCAAGAUGACAUCUACUCAGCCUGGGAAAAGGAUGAUGGGAACUUGAAGGACUCCAGUGGCACAGGGGCUCCGAGCCCAGUGCCCGUUGAAAUGUAUGAUAACUGGGGGUAUGAUACCGAUUAUGUGCCAGAUGAUCAAAUUGAAAUGGUGGCAGCGGAGGCUGAAGAACAGCUUAGAUGUGCAGAGGGACUUAACCAGAAUACCAGUUCAGCAUCUUCUGUAUCAGUAGCAAUUACAAAGAAAACUGAAGCCAAAGUGAGCCCCCUGGGAGAAAGCACACACCAGAGGAAGCUCUGUGGGGUUAAAAGUGCUGGUGUAGAAGAAGCGGCUGCAGCCACCUGUGCCACAGACGGGUACAAGAAAGCCCAAACGCUUGUACAACCAGAAAAAACUGCAAAAUCAACUACGUGUCUUUCAGCAGAAAAGUCAAAGGCCACUAAGGCAUCUCCUCAAAGCAUUGAGAAAAACGUGCCUUCAACAUCCCAUUUAUUAGAAAAAAUGCCACCCACUGCCUCGGCAUCUGCGGUUGUGCCUACUGAAACGGUACGUCCGCAGGAAGACUUGUGUAUUGCCGAGAGGCUUUGCUUGAAGAAGAAACCACGUCAGGGGGAGGUGUCUCAAAAUUCCUUGAGCAGCAUUGAAGAGCUCCGUAGGCAAGGACGAGAUGUGCAACUAGAUAAUCGAAGCCGGAGGAUUCGAAAGAGUAAAGGAAACCAUUCCCUCCGCCCUCAGAAGUCAGUGGGCAAGGGUAUAUCUAAGAUGAAUCCUCAGUACCUCCAAUUUCUUCUACAGUGCAGACCAAAGGAUUUACAGAAGACUUCAAAAAUGCCCCCUUCUGCACCUGCACCUCCUAAGCAAGCCAUUCCUUGCCAAAGUAACUCCUUUUUCGGCAAGGUAAGUGAUGUGGCAUCACCGAAGCUUCCACCGCCGAAGAAGGCUGAGCCGAUGUCUAAUGACAUGAAAAAGGCUGCGUACAAAGACAUUGACUUCUUUCCUCUGUCUCAGCUUGGUCCAGAUUCUGAGGAUGAGGAUGACAAUAUGAAGCAGGCUGGUACUUCUGCUGCAGAUAAUCCAGAGCAAGGAGUAAAUUGUGACCAGAGCCUUCAUCCUUCACUAGCACGAGAAAAAGAUCAGCCUGGUGUGGAAAACAGUAAAGCAGAAAAUGAAGAUGAUGAUGAUGAUGAAUGGAAUUUGACCCAGCCUGAUCCCAUUGAUAUGGAAAUGUGCUCUCAGGUAGAAACUUCAGAUGAUUUUGGUCUCGACCAGAAUGUUCCAGUAGGUCAGGGCUCUGUGGGCGACUUGUACGGUCUAAGGCCUUCCAUUAAACCUGCAAAUAACCAGCCUGCUGCUGUCCAGACAGAAGGCUUAGCAGCUCCAAAACCACUAGUGGAAGCAAAGAAAGAUGAGCAUGUAUUCCUUGUGCCAGGAAUGCCCAUAUCUGAGCAGAAAGCUCUGAAACCUUCCACAACAAAGAUCUACGCCUCCACCAGUCGAAGUGCUACCUUAGCUCAGGAGCUGGAGAAACCCACAAAAACGGCUAGUAUAAAAAAAAUUGUUCGUCCACUCUUGCCUUCGAGGAGCACAGCUCUGCCCGCUCCUGCCAGGCCUCCACCAGUUAACGGACAAGAGCGUGAAAUGAUAAGUAAUGUAUCGCACAGGGUCAACAUCCCCCCAAACCCCGUUCUGUCCAUACCCAGGCCUGUGAUGCAUCAGAACCCUGAUACCCUUAAAGCCACCUCCUUACUCCCAGCCAACCUUGACCCCAAAUUCUUCAUACAAGAAAUCCUGAAGUGGUCCUAUGAGAUGUUUGACAACUUUCCUCAGUUUGGAGCUCCAGAUAAUCUGUGCAAGUUUCCAUUAAAGGAGGUACCGGACAGAUUCCAGUCCUUUGAGGAGUACUUUUGUACAUUUUACCCUUUGCUGAUGAUGAACACGUUUGAGGAGAUGGUCCAGGAGUGGUUGAGGAAUAGCAAACCCAAUAAAGCAUAUGAAACAACAUUGACCAUUAAAACAGUGGAGUGUCCAUAUAGAUACUACUCGGGAACUUUUACAGCGACCCUGCAUAACAGCCAGGUGCAGAGACAGCUGUAUCCCAAAGAAGAUGACAUGGUCUUCCUGUGGCUUCCUCAGUAUUUGAAUCCAUAUACAAAUGAUGAGAGAGAAGUGGAGUCUGUCCCGUAUGUUGGCUAUGUCUCCAAGUCUGCGGUUGUCACAGGUCAAAACGACAGAAGUGCAAUUCUUCAUGUUACGAUUGAGACUAGCGGCAAUAUAUCCGUAAUAAACAAUCAGCCUGUCAAGUGCAAAGUGAUUGGAUCGCUGGUGAGCGCUGGCAGAGUUUUUAAGGCCUUGUACUCGCUCCGGAAUGGCUUCAUGACCAAACUUUUGCUCACUCCUCAAGUGACCUAUUUUAAACCAACAUCCCAAGAGCCAACAUCUGAUUGGAAUUUUGAGGAUUUUAAUGGUGAGCAAAUAAAGGCGAUCAACAGUGCAUUUUCAAUGACAAGGCAGCCUGUAAGGACUCCAAAAAUAUGUUUGAUUCAUGGACCACCAGGAACUGGCAAAACUAAAACCAUCGUUGGGCUCUUGCAGUUGAUAUUUUUUAAGGUUCACAGAAAUGAAAAUUUUAUACAAAACCAGCGUUUGAAGAGCAAACGGCCAAGAGUCUUACUUUGUGCUCCGUCUAAUGCUGCAGUUGACCAUCUCAUGAAAAAGGUUAUUCUGUGCUUUAAGAAUAAAUGCAAAGAUGAGCGACGACUACCAUUGGGUAACUGCGGAGAUAUAAAUCUGGUACGGCUUGGAAUGGAGAAAUCCAUUAUGAAGGAUCUCACAGCUUUUAGUUUGGAUAACCAGACUAAAGCCAGAAUAGAGCGAACAAACUCUGAACAGGACCGGAUUAUUGACCGACAUAUACAAGAUCUCGAUGCCAGGCUUGAGAAUCUCUCCCAUAUGUGUGCACAGUUUAAGAAAGAUCAUGCUAAGUACCAAGUGCUCAUGGAUGAAAAGUUGCAAUUGUUAAAAGACCGAGAAAGACUCGGCAGACAGCAGAAACAGACCCGAAUACGAAAGCAGGAAGCACAAACCAGAAUCCUCCAGGAUGCCCAUGUGAUUUGCUGCACCCUGAGCACCAGUGGCAGUAUCUUGUUGGAAGUAGCCUUCAGGAGAUUAGGACAAGAUCCAUUCACUUGUGUGAUUGUAGACGAGGCUGGGCAGGCUACGGAGACAGAGACUCUUAUUCCACUUACCUACAGAUCUGCCACAUUGGUCCUUGUUGGAGACCCUGAACAGCUGCCCCCUACAGUUGUAUCAAAGAAAGCCAAAGAGAGAAAGUAUGACCAGUCAUUGAUGGCUCGGCUAUGGAAGUGCCUGCACCGGGAUAUUAAGCAGAACCUUGGCAUCCAGAACCCGAUUAAUUUUCUUACCAUGCAGUACAGAAUGCACCCUGAUAUAUGCCUGUUUCCUUCAAAUUACAUCUACAAUAGGGCCCUAAAAACAGAUGGAGAUACAGCGGCGCAGAGAUGCAGCAUCCGAUGGCCUUUUCAGCCAUAUUGUAUCUUUGAUGUUGUGGAUGGCCGUGAAACAAGGGAAGGAGAUUCCUUUGUCAACCAUCAAGAAGUGAAGCUCGUGAUGGAGCUGAUUAAGCUGGUUGUAGAGAAACAAAAAGGACGUGUUGGAGUCAUAACUCACUAUAGCGCCCAGAAGAACAGAAUCCGAGAAAUCCUCAACAAAGAAAAGAAAAAGGAUCCGAUGAAGCUUUUACAGUGUGUGGAGGUCGACACUGUGGAUGGCUUCCAGGGUCAAGAAAAAGACUGCAUUAUAGUUUCCUGUGUACGAGCCAGCAGUUCAAAAGGCUCAAUUGGGUUUGUGGGAAAUAAACAACGAUUAAAUGUUACACUGACAAGAGCAAAACAGAGCCUGUUUAUCUUGGGGCAUUUGAAGACCCUCAUGGAUCACAGAGAUUGGGGUGCAUUAAUACAAGAUGCUUACAAACGAGGCAACAUCAUCAAAACUCAAGAUAAAGACUACAAAAAAGAUGCUCUGUGGAUUUUCAAACCUGAGCCUGCCUUGACCCGCAGUUUAUCGUAUCCCCCGGCAGACUCCUCCAGAUCCCAGCCUAAGCCUCAGGGGUCUUCUCCGGCACAGACCAGUAGCAACCAAGGCCUCAUGCCACCAGCCUCUUCUCACUCUGCAGCCCCCAUCAGCGCGGCCGUGACAGUGGAGAGAAGGCACACUACGGAAACCUUAACGGCCGUUGGUACUCAGGUGCUGAAGUCCUGUCUGGCCCUAUCUUCGGUUAGGCCCACCGUGCUAAAGGAGACUUCAAAGGACCCAAGGCUGGCAAGUAGACAGCGUGAUGCCACAAAAAAUCAGCUGUCCACUGAGAAAGGCCCAGCUGCUGCUAACAGGAUGCAAAGCUCCAGCACCCCCGGCAAGACUUUACCAGUGCCAGUUAGAGGUGACGGAGGAGCGCCUCCUGUCAGAGAGCGUCCUCCACGAUGGGAUGACCAAGCCCGCCCUCAGAAAAGGCCUCUGGACUCGAGGGAAUAUGACGUUUCACAUAAGCGGCAAAAGUGACAACAGCGGAGGUCAUGGAAGGCAGCAUGAUGAGCCCAUGGAGGUUUUACUUGUGAUGCCGUUGUUGGCCCACUGGUACGGUGGCCUGAAAAUGGCGCGUCCCCAACCCUAAGUUCAUCUUUAGCUGAGGGGGGUCCUGUUGAGUUGGUUUAUGUUAAUGUCAUUUCAUGUUUACUUGAUGGCCACGUGUUUUGUUUUUGUUUGUGUUUUUUUUUUUUUUUAUUUAAAUGUAUUGUUUUGUUGAAAAAGUGCACUUUUUAAAAUGAAACUACCUCUUGACAAAGAUAAAGCAAAAAAGUCCUGCCCUCCGAAGAGUGCUGCUCUUCCAAACUUACAGCCCAUCAGGCAGAGGAAAGGCAAGCGCUUAGUGAAGAUCAUAGUAGAGAGAGCCGAUGGGUGGUCCCACUCAAGAAAUAUUCGAAAGAAAAGCUGUGGUUUGUCUAAGUGACCGCUGAUGUCUCUGCCUGAGCUCCUAUGUCGGGAUGUUCCAAUUCUUCAAUUUGAAAGCAGAUUGUAUUGUUUGGGGGAUUCGGUAGCGGAGCCAACACAAAUACUCCACAUCUUACCUAAAGACUCAUUUGGGAUGUCAGUGGGAUCCUGUAGUGUCACAUGUAGGUUAGCUGAAGGGUGACAGUCCUCACCCCGGAGUGGUGGGCACAACUAAAACUCAACAAGUUAGUGUUGGCUGUGGCCUGGAAGGUGAGGGGUCCGAAGCUGACCUUUAUCCAUUUGCAGAGCUCCACAAGUGGGUAACGCGUCUGCUCUCUGGGGGUCUUGGAACUCAAAGGGCCUUUGUGUUAUUAUGAAUGCACCAUGCUGGAGUCGCAGUAGCAGCAGCUUUGAACAUUUUUAUUAUUCUCCAAAUCUCCUCCUCCUUUUAAGAAAUGAUUUUAUGUUUUAAUUGUUUUUGCCAUCCAUGUUACAAGUAAACUUCAGAUAUUUUUAAGGUGGGUUUCAGUCUGGGCUCUCUAGUGCCUGUUGUGACGCCAGCUUGUCUUCCUUCAUGAGCGAGGUUUGCACUUUAGUUCAGGCUCCUCUCAGGCAAAGUAUUCCUGCGUGUCCAGAAGCAUUAAAUGGAGGCUGGAGCCUGAGCGAUGGCACAGAAACGCACACCAUGAUUAACUGUUAAUGCAGCCGCGCCUGUUCGGUGGACUCAUUUAAUGGUUGUUCACACUUUGUGACUGUUUGGCUUUUUUGGUUUUGUUGUUUUCAGUUCAGCCAAAUACUCAAGAAUGGGCCUGCAUGAUGAUGAGGGCAGGGAGUGAGGCUGGCAUGGCCUAGCGCUUGGCAUUCUUACUCAAGUUACAAGUGUCAGUGUUUUAAAAUGUUGUUAGAUUUCUCAUUUCUGACUCCUACAGUUCCUCAUUCUAUCUUAACAGACGCUCUGCUCCAACUCUUUAUGUAGAGGCUGGUCCUUUAUCAUUUAAGUGCAGGAUUGGCCACUGGCGCUGACUGCCAACGUCUGGCUGCGGGCUUCCAGUGGCUGCUUUGGUAUCCCCAUACAUGUCCAGUUCCAUUUCUGCAGUUUUGGGGUCUGACCCAUCAUGGCUUUGGUGAGGUGGGCUGGACAUCUUCAGUCUGCCUGCUUAGUCGGGGGGGCUGACGCCCUUUUAAAUUCUCUUUGUAAAUACUCCCUUGUAGAUAACGCGAAAGUUGAUUUAUAUAUGUCCUUUUUUACGUUUCCUGCAAAGCUAUUAAACUGAAAAACAAAACC